This is a messenger RNA of Oryzias latipes (Japanese medaka), 4284 nucleotides long. RefSeq names its product oxidative stress induced growth inhibitor family member 2 (gene osgin2). Lineage: Eukaryota; Metazoa; Chordata; Actinopteri; Beloniformes; Adrianichthyidae. The record is from RefSeq and is a predicted model, not a curated record. Gene Ontology annotation, biological process: negative regulation of cell growth. Gene Ontology annotation, molecular function: growth factor activity.
UUUUUACACAUUUUAACCACCUAUUCACUCUUCUUUUUACUUCAAAAACGGGCCAUUAGAAUGGUACAUAAAGCCGACUAUCUUGAUAAUACAAGCUAUUUAUUUUAUCAAUCCAGACUUUUAAAACUUUAUGACCUGUUUUUUACACUGCACAAUUUCUAUACAGAGAUAGUGGGACUGUUAAUUAUUUGACACGUUUCAAAUGACAAAUCAAUUGCAAUGUAUUAUGGUCUAUAUUUGCCAGUCUGGUGAAUAUUGAUGCACACAGAUUUGGACACCCCGACAAGGUGGCAAAGACACAAAGUGCACUAGUGACUGGUGAGAUAAUUCAGACACAACCUGAGAAUUUUGUAGCGUUAUGAGCAUUUCCACUGCCCUUAGGGAUUUUUUUUAUUUUAGAGAAAUUAUUUAUAAACAACAUUUUUCUUUAAGCAAAUUGUAACUUCUUCAACAGCAUUGAGCAAAUUGUUUCCGCAAACAUCUUCAGCUAUUUAUCUGUUUUUGAACAAGCAAAUGUCAGAUUGCUCCGCAUCUUCAGCGUUUACACGCAUUGAUUAUCAUAAUUCCAGGUUUGUUUGUUUAUUUAUUUAUUUAUUUGUUUGUUUAUUUUCAGCCUACUGCUAAAAUAAUACAAAGGUUUUUUGAUUUAUGCAAUCAUAACUCAGUUUCAUGCUAGGAGCUGUGUGCGCAGUCAAAAGGCUGCAGGGUCUAUGUCUUUUUAAUGCUAAACAGUCUUGGUCCUUGAGAACCAUCCUUUUCCUUCUGCAGUCAAGUGUACGUGCUAAGGAUGCAACCACUACCUUGUUGGGGGCAGAUGAUGAAAGUUUGCAAAAACAGGCGGGUGUCAGUGGCGCUGUGAGGAUGCUGAGGCUUCGCUUGCCACAGAGAUGCUCUCUCUCAUCCCUGUCCGUGAGCGCGCGCAGCAUGCCCGCAGAGAUGCGCGUGCCACCACAAAAGCAGGCAAGAGGCCUACGGUCUGUUUACCUAUUCACAGGACACAUAUAAGAUUUUCUUCUUGAGUGGAGCAGAUCAGACCUCAGCGCGCCUGAUCGGAUUUAACCGCACGGACUUGUGUGAGCGCGCGCGCCCGAUGACGAGAACGAGGUUGGAUUAUUAUCUCAUUCAAGACCCCAGACGAGUGGACGCGGCAGGUCCUCCCACCGGCGGCUCACUAUUUAUACAGUUAGAAAAGGCUGCCGCUGGUCGGUAAAGCACAACGCGAGUUGGAGACAGAAUCUGAGCCCUGUACGCUGAUGGUGGAGGAUGGCGACAGGAUCUAAGCAAACAUGAGACAACGGCAGCAUUGGCAGACACGAAGACCGGUCUGAACCUGUUCAAAUUAUUCACCAGUGAAAUGUUGGGACGGUGGAGGAACAAAAGCACAAAUGGAGAGAUGCGUUUAGAUUUGCUGUUCAACAGAUGGCUCCAGAAAUGUCUGGAAGUCCUCCUCACCUCUAUUAUUGUGAUGUUUCACAGUGGCCUAGGCUGCAGCCAUGCCUCUUCUAGAAGAGACCACCGUGCCACAGGAGCAUCCACUUACCCUCCCUGUGGUUAUUAUUGGGAACGGACCUUCAGGUAUUUGCCUCUCCUACCUGCUCAGUGGAUACAAACCUUACUUAGACACAACGACUGUCCACCCAAACCCAAUGCUAUUCAAAAAACUGCAGCAGACCAAGCAUGUCCCCAUAACCGAGCAGGAUCUGGAGUAUUUAAGUGAAGGUCUUGAGGGGAGGUCAAGGAAUCCCGUGGCAGUUCUGUUUGACACACUGCUGCACCCCAAUGCUGACUUCGGCUACGAGUUCCCUCCUGUCCUUAAGUGGAGGAGAGACAAGCAGCAGCACAUCCCACACAUGGUUCUGGGGAAGGCAACACCUGGAGGUGCUUGGCAUGCAAUGGAAGGAUCUAUGUUGACAAUUAGUCUGGGCAUCUGGAUGGAGCUUCCUGGCGUUAACUACAGAGAUUUGACGGGUGGUAAACACAGGGACGUAACCAGCGACAGAGCCACCCCGGAGGAGAUCUCAACUUAUUAUCGUGACUAUGUGAAGCUAAAGGGUCUCCAGAAAAAUUUUGUUGAUAACACCUACGUGACCUCUGUCCAGAAACUGUGCCGGGGGCAGGAGGUGGAAACUCUGGAAAACGGGAAAACUGAUCAAGGAGAUGGCAGAGUGGGAGAUGGUGAUAAUGAGGGCUUUGGGGGGAAUGGAAAGGAGUGUGUAAACAAUGCUGGAGCUCUCUGGGAAAUAAGGGGGUACCAGCAGGUGCAGAGUGACACCCAUGUCCCCUUCUGUCUGUUUGCUGAAAAUGUGGUUCUGGCCACUGGUGCGUCGGACUCUCCAGUUCGAUUGGGCGUAGAGGGGGAGGAUCUACCUUUCGUAUUCCACACCAUCUCAGAACUGGGCUUGGCUGUAAGUCAGAAGAGGCUAGAUAUGAACUCUGACCCGGUCCUAAUUAUUGGCGCUGGUUUAAGUGCUGCCGAUGCAGUCCUGUGUGCUCGCAACAGCAACAUUAAAGUGCUGCAUGUUUUCCGCAAGAGCGUAGACAAUCCAGACCUCAUCUUUAAGCAGUUGCCCAAGACCUUGUACCCGGAGUACUACAAAGUGUACAACAUGAUGUGCUCUCAGACCUACACAAAUGUAGCCCCUUCCUCUGCGACGUGCAGACCGCAGGCAGUUAGUCUUGCCUCGUCGGUGUGUGCAAAAAUGUGCCCCAAACCCCAGUUUGCUGCAGGUAAAAGUACAGAUGAAGGGGCCAGUGUGAGGCCAUUUCCUGACUACACCAGUUUUCCAGAACACUGCUUGGUGUCCUUUCAGUCCGACAGGAAGUGUUUGCUGCAGGGGGACAAUUCCUUAAAGGCUUUCAAGAUAUCCUUGGCGUUGGUACUGAUUGGAACCAACCCCAACCUGUUCUUCCUGAAGGGGCAGGGGCAAUACUUGGGUAAGGACCCAACAAGACCCAUCUCCUGUAAACAAAACCCGAUCGACAUCGAUCCAUACACUUAUGAGUGCACUAAGGAGCCAGGAUUGUUUGCCAUGGGCCCCCUGGUAGGAGAUAACUUUGUUCGCUUUUUAAAGGGUGGCGCCCUGGGCAUUGCUUCCUGUCUGCUGAAGAGGUUUAAGAAGAGAGAAAAGCUCAUCAGCAAUGGAAGAAAUAAUAUCAUUUAGAAAAAAACAAAACGAAAAAGGCUUACAGCACAUUUAAAAUCAACAUUAGCAUUUCAGACAUAAUAUUUUCAAUGUUUUAAAGACCAAAAAAUAUUUGAUGUAAAUGAUGAAUGGUUUUCAAUUUUUUUCUGACUUCCUUUGAAGUCAGAAAACCAGGUUUGCCUGACUAUGGUUUUUGGGAUCUACCACCCUCUUGGAAUUAAUCCUACCUUAUUUUCUGUUGAUUAACUGAAUCAGAUGAUUUUGGGCUCGGAUUUCCACCUGAAGACCCAGGUGGGGCAAAGUCAGUUUGAGGACAUGCAGGGUGGUAGAUCUCAAAGAUCAGAGUUGAGCUCUGGUCUCAGCUUUAACCUGUGCCAAUGUUUUUCUAGUUGAUUUGCAAUCUUACGACAAAAGAGAAAUGUAUCAUCAGGGUGACUCAUGCUUUUACCAUGUGUCUUCUAUCCAUAGUUCAAAAAAAAUUUUUUUUUCUUUUUCUUAAUUUGGUUACAUAUUUAAAAGAGAAAACACCAAUAAAGGCCAUAUCACCGUUUCUAUACUUGCCACUCAUAGUGUAGUCAUCCCAGUGAUGAGUGACAAAACUAGUUGAUAAACCACAAAAUUUAAACUUUAUGUAGCAAAUCAUUGCAAAUAGGGUUCCACCAUAACUCAGAGCUGUUAUUAUUUAAAAUAUUAGGCCAGUCCCUAUCAUUUUGCCCAAAAUCUUCCCCCCUGCUCCAAUGUCAGGAAGUUUCUUGCUUCUUCAACACGGCUAUCGAAAGGCUUUCUAUGCAAACUGUUGCAUAUCUAAAUUUAUAUGCUUGCACAGUUAUGGCCAAUUUUAAUAAAGUAAAAGGAAUUAAAUUUAAAUUUAUACUCGAAAAUUUAAAUAUAGCUUUUUAAAAUCUAUGGGAACACUUGCCAUAUCAAGGUAAAAUCAACAACUUUAGCCGUAAUUUAGCUUACUUUUUUUUUUUUUCAUAGUUUCACAUGCAGCACAUGAUGUCUGUAGACCAUCUAAAACCUACGAGUACUUCAUUUAAAACAGCUGUAACUACACUGACAUAAUUCAUUUGUAAUAUGUUUAAUAACCAAUAGACUGACUUAUUAUAGGGAUACAACUUUAUUUUUCUUCAGGAUACAG